Messenger RNA from Acyrthosiphon pisum (pea aphid), 1409 nucleotides. Its product is annotated as integumentary mucin C.1. The transcript has 4 exons. The record is from RefSeq and is a predicted model, not a curated record. NCBI's taxonomy places the organism in Eukaryota, Metazoa, Arthropoda, Insecta, Hemiptera, Aphididae. Bases 370 to 930 code for a protein of 186 amino acids. Gene Ontology annotation, cellular component: cytoplasmic vesicle.
GUCGCGCAGUGCGCGCACAGCUGAUUCCGACGUUUGUUCAGUCGCAAUAACGAAGCUGCGUUGACGACGUCAGUGUAUUACACCAUAAACACUGUCCAGAAGUCUUUAUUCCGAUUUUACACACACACACACGAACACAAUCCCACGAAUCACGCCCGCAACAGCACUGCUGCACCGUGGACUAUAACGUUACGUGUGGCAAUUGAUCGCAGUCGAUCGCUUUGUCUGCUGUUGUCGAGUUGUCAUUAGUCUCGUGUCACUGCGUCCACCGACUCCCCGACGGUUCUUUGCAUUGUCGACGUCAGUGUCUGUCCGCACACGAUACCACACGCCCACAUUUGUCACCGUCACCAUCGAACACUCGACAAAAUGGUCUUGUUGAAAACAACUGUGGUCGUCCUCCUGGCCGUCGCGUGCGUGUCCGCCGCCACCUCGACCCCCGUCAAGUCUCCGCUAGCUGCUGAUGUCCACCAGGAAAAACCUGACGUGUCCUUCCCUCCUGAACCAAUGAAACCAACAACAUCUGGAAGCAACAUAAGUACUACAGUACCUACAAUAGAUAACAAAACUACUACAGUAGUACCACCUACUUCCAAACCAACGACAACUCCAAUACCUACUACAACAACUGCUACAACAACUACUACUGCACCACCAACUACACAAGCACCAAAUGUUACAACAACUACAAUUAAACCAUCAACAACUACACUCGCACCAAAUGGUACAACAACUACUUUGAGUCCAAAUAGUACGACUGCUGUUCCACCCACUACUACAGAACCAUCUCCAGCACCAUCUCCGGCUAGAAGUUGGGAUGGUCCAAGUUUCUUAGGUGGCAUGGUCCUAGCUUUUGGUAUAGUUGCAGUCGGAUUUGUAGGAUACCGAUUCUUCUACUUGGGACGUGGAGGUGCCUACCAUACUUUGUGAACAUUGAUAAUCUGAUCAAAUUAUAAAAAAUAUAAUAUUUUUUUUAUAUAUAGGGCUAUUAAUUUAAUUCAAAAACCUAUAUAAUUGUAAAAAUAUUUUACUGAUUAAUUAUUUAAAAAAUAGAGCACCCUUUCUCAAAAUUCAGUGCUCAUUAUUUAUUUUUUAGUGGCAUAUUUAAAUGCUUCAUACAAAAUUAGGAAUUUGGAAAUCCAUCGUAGAUAUUAGUAUUGUUUAUUCAGUUCAUAUUUGUUUUUUUUUUUUUUUAAAUAAUGAAUAGUCAACAUUUGACAAACUGUUCUUAUUCAAUUUAUUUUGGUGAUAACUAAUGUAAAAUUAUUUUUUAAGUAUUUUUUUAUAUAAUUAAACGCUGUAAAGAUAAUUUUGUCUUUUAUUUUAAACUGUUUCAUGUGUGUUUUAUAUUUAUGUAUUAAUUCAUAAGGGGAAGGCGUAUAAUAUAUGAGUGUGAAGUGAAUCAAAAA